CGUGACACACUCGGAUAUAGAGACACACCAAUGAGCCACUGCAAGACAGUGAGCAGGAAGACUACUGCAAGCUGGUCAUCAGGUGCUGGGUUGGCUUUCCACAGAACUGCAAUGCUAAGAAGAGGCAGAAACGGACGGGCUCGGCAUUUGGCCUGGAGUCAAACCUGGCAAGAGACAGAUGCCAUGGCUGUGAUCCAGUCAUCAGACAGAGAGGAACAGGAGGGUCGGACAGUCGCACAGAUCAGUGACUUGGAGCCUGAGGUGGAUUACCGGGCCGGUUUCCAGACUGUCUCUGAGGUGGUGGCAUUGCCAAGGACAGUACCAGUGAAACGGGAGUCUUUCUUCCACUGUGACCCAGAGGAAGAGCUCAGUCCGGCUCUUGGCGUCAUCAGUGACUGUCUCUAUGGGGAGGAGGAUAAGGGUUUUGACUGGGUGUGGGAUGACCACUGUAAGUCCUCUGGAGCCUUUCUGAGCUGUGACAACAGGAAGGUGAGCUUUCACUCAGACUACAGCUGCGGCACCGCUGCAAUCCGCGGCAACAAGGAGCUCGCAGACGGCCAACACUACUGGGAAAUCAAGAUGACCUCCCCUGUCUAUGGGACAGAUAUGAUGGUGGGAGUUGGAACUUCAGAGGUGAACCUGGAGAAGUUCAACUACAACUUUGGCAGUCUCCUGGGCCAUGAUGAAGACAGCUGGGGGCUCUCCUACACCGGUCUGUUCCAGCACAAAGGGGACAAAAUAAAAUUCUCUUCUCGGUUCGGUCAAGGCUCGAUCAUCGGAGUGCACCUGGAUACGUGGCACGGCACACUCACCUUCUACAAGAACCGGCACUGCAUAGGUGUGGCUGCAACAAGGUUACACAACAAGAAGUUGUACCCCAUGGUGUGCUCCACAGCAGCCAAGAGCAGCAUGAAGGUGAUGCGGGCCUGCUAUACACCCACCUCCCUGCAGUACCUUUGCUGUGCAAGGCUGCGCCAAAUGUUGCCGUGCUGCCCAGACCUGUUUAAUGCCCUGGAUCUGCCCCCCGGCCUGCGUGUCCUCCUCCACAUACAGCUGGGCUGGGUCUUCAGUCUCAGCAGCGGCCCCGAACCCUCAGAGGAGCAGGAGGAUUUCGGCAAGACGAGCCUGCCUUCAAGCCCCUGCCCCAACCUGAGCCCGAGCCCGUUAUCUAGUGCCUGUGCCUCCCCCAGCCCCUGCACCAGUCCGAUUCCCAACACAGACCCUUACCCGACACCUCAAACUCAUUCCAGCGCUUGCUGCUGUCCCCCAACUCCUCCCAGCAGCGACUACGAGAGCUGCUGCUCCGAGCCGGAAGAUUAUCAGUGCAAAAGGUGCCGUUGGACUUGACCACGUGGUCCAGCGGAGGAGAUGUUUGACAAAAAAGAAAGAAAGAAAGAAAAUUGGCACGCAGCUUUUCUACCGUUGCCACAAAUUUCUCCUUUUGUUGAUCACAGAGAGAGAUAUUUUAUCCAACAUUUGAGUGGAUCGUUGCUUAUUUGUUUGCUAUGUAAGAA
This is a messenger RNA of Pelmatolapia mariae (spotted tilapia), 1514 nucleotides long. Its product is annotated as SPRY domain-containing SOCS box protein 3-like. The coding region runs from base 31 to 1347 and encodes 438 amino acids. The record is from RefSeq and is a predicted model, not a curated record. NCBI's taxonomy places the organism in Eukaryota, Metazoa, Chordata, Actinopteri, Cichliformes, Cichlidae. Gene Ontology annotation, cellular component: SCF ubiquitin ligase complex. The transcript has 7 exons. Gene Ontology annotation, biological process: proteasome-mediated ubiquitin-dependent protein catabolic process. Gene Ontology annotation, molecular function: protein binding.